AAUCAACAAAACACCCUCCGUUUGUCGUCUCGACAACCUUUCGGUGAUGCUAAAUUCGUGAUCAGCUGUUUGUGAGCGUCAAAGAUUUGUGCUCAGUGAUAUUCAAUGGUUGUUGAACGAGUGAAGGAAGGCGUAAAAAGACUCGCAACUAACAUUCCUUAUUUUGCAUAACGUGAAAAAGAUUUGCCAAACGGUAGAAAAUACUAUGAUGUCCGUGCUUGAAGUAACAUCGGAACUGUACGCCGAGGCAGAAUUCUGCAGCACAGAUACGGGUAAUGGUAAUGCUAUUUCUAAAUUUACCUUUGUGUAUCCAAAUCGUCGUGAAAUUGACGUAAACGGUGGUACACAAACGGGUCAGGAGAAUGGUAAAGGCAAACUGACUAACGGUCUGCCAGACAGUUGCAAGGAAAAGACACCAAGCAUCAAUGAUCCUGAUGACCCGGAGAGCUGUAUAGAAGAGGAAUCGUAUGAAUCAGAUUACGAUGAUGAAAGUGUGUGCUACGAGGAGGAAUCCGAUUCCGAAAGUGAGUGUUGCAAAACAUUGAAACAGAGUGAAAGAAAUCCGAAGCCAACGAUCAAGCUAGAUAAAGACGGAGAUCUUGAUGUAGAACGACAGCGAAAGGGAGCAAUAGAAAUAGAACAUCGUAAAUCAACCCGGUUGGAUUUAGUUGGGCUACAGAUAUGGCGUGGUGCAUUAUUGCUGGCCGACUAUAUUAUGCACAACGAGCGAAAGUUUAAAAAUGCCCAUAUCCUUGAACUAGGUUCUGGCGUCGGGCUUACGAGCAUAGUUGCCAGCAUGUAUGCGCGAGAAGUCAUUUGUACAGACAUUGACAUCGGAGGACUGCUGGACUUGAUACGUGGAAAUGUGCAAAGAAAUGCUCACCUUUCAAAUCCACACUGCCGAGUGCACGUAACUGAGCUUGAUUUCAAGGCUAGUUAUCAGGAUUAUCCGCGUGAACUCAAAGACAAGCUGCAGCAUGUACAGUAUGUGGUUGCGGCCGACGUAAUCUAUGACGAUGACAUUACCGAAGCGUUUGUGCGGACGAUUGUAAGCCUGCUACUAGAACUGCCGAAGCUGAAAGCAAUUUACAUCGCGCUCGAAAAGCGCUAUGUAUUUACGCUCGAAGACAUGGAUUCUGUUGCGCCGUGUUAUGAUUAUUUCCUUCGAUACUUUCAAAAACGGAACAGCCGGUUUGGCGUUAACCGCUGGAAGCUUAUCAAUGUGUGUAUGAAUUUUCCGCGGUACUUCGAUUACGAUAAGGUGAAGGAUUUGGUACUGUUGAAGAUAUGUCACGCCAGCAGCAAAUCAUAAGUUGAAUUGU
Messenger RNA from Anopheles maculipalpis, 1322 nucleotides. RefSeq names its product methyltransferase-like protein 22. NCBI's taxonomy places the organism in Eukaryota, Metazoa, Arthropoda, Insecta, Diptera, Culicidae. The coding region runs from base 206 to 1312 and encodes 368 amino acids. Gene Ontology annotation, cellular component: nucleus. The transcript has 6 exons. The record is from RefSeq and is a predicted model, not a curated record. Gene Ontology annotation, molecular function: protein methyltransferase activity. Gene Ontology annotation, biological process: protein methylation.